CGCGUGCUGCUGGAUGACAACCUCACUGUUUUCGAGGGAAGGGUCGCCGCCAAUCGUCUGUCAGCGAUCACCAGACGACGUGUGAACCUCCAGCGCUGUCCUCCACCGGUACUGGCAUCGGAUGCAAUGGCGGAGCCUUCAACAACCUCCAAGUCUUCCACCACGGCCACGCAAAGUCGAGAAUUGCCACCAUCUGCCGCGGUGCGACAUCGACUUCCUCAGUCCCAACGCAACGACUCGCAUGGAUCACAGUCCCCUCGGCCCACGCUCGAUCGUCGAAGAUCCUCCAUGCUCUCGUACUCCAGCAUCGAGGAUCUCAGCCAUGCUCUGACCAACGACAUCAUCAACCCCAGCAUGAGCAGACCACGCACGGCCCGGGAUGACGACGAAGUCACACACUGGCACUCCACUCCUCUGGCCUUCGCCAUCCUCCCGGCCAUCGCGGGCUUGCUGUUCAAGAAUGGCUCGCACUUCAUCACUGAUAUCCUGCUGAUCGUCUUGGCUGCCAUCUUCAUGAACUGGAGUAUCCGCUUACCCUGGGAUUGGUAUUACUCCGCGCAGUCGCAACGACGAGACGUCGACCCGGAUGACUACGAUGCUCCGCUCGAGGACGACAACGACGAAGCAGCAGUGGAGUCGGCAUCGUCUGCCGGCACAUCUCCCAACCGCUCCGCCCGCCUCGGCGCCAUUCUCGAGACCGAGGCAGAAGCGAUCUCUGUACAGCAGCAACAGCGUGAAGGAGCAGCCGCUGAAUUGAGAAGACAAGAAGUCACAGCGCUCAUCGCCACCUUCAUCUUCCCCGCAGCCGCAGCAUACCUCCUGCACAUCAUUCGCGCGCAGCUCACGUCUCCAUCCUCCACCGGCCUGGUAUCAGACUACAACCUCACCAUCUUCCUCCUCGCCGCCGAAAUCCGGCCCUGCCGCCAACUCAUCCGCCUCGCCACAAACCGCACCCUACACCUCCAACGCACCGUCACCAGCCUCCACGACCCCUUCACCGCAGCAUCGACCGCAGCUCUCGAAGAAGAGCAAACAGCCAUCACCACCCUGACCGCCCGCAUCGCCGAGCUCGAAGCGAAAAUAACCAACCCCUCCGCCCUCAUCCCCCAAAACGGCACCAUCGCGCAAAAACAAGACGUCUCCGAACUCUCCACCGAACUGCGCAAACGCUACGAGCCGCGCCUCGACGGCUUAGAACGCGCGGUCCGCCGCUACGAAAAGCGCUCCACCACCCUCGCCAUGCUGACAGAGCAACGACUCAACUCCCUCGAGACGCGGCUGCAAGACGCGUUGAGUUUGGCUGCCGCGGCGGCGACGCAAUCGCGGCACCGUGGACCUUUCGCUGCGCUGUUGGAUACGGUGGCGCUGGUGUUGCUGUGGCCGGUGCAGGUGGCGUGUAGCCUGGCUGUGUCGCCUUUGCGGGUGCUCGAUGAGCUUUACGUCAAGCUCAAGGUUCUUUUGUUUGGUUCUUCGGCGGCACGGGGAGGGAGGUCAAGUUCAACGAAGACGAAGAGUGCGAGGGAGGAUGUGAAAGCGAAGACUGUCACGAGGAAGAAUGUACGGUGAUCUGCUUUUGAGCAGGCUGGUCUCCCUUUGCUAUGAUACCCCCUCACGUUCGCCUAUAGAAUGGUUGGGGCCGGAAUGAUGGAGAGUAUCCCUGGAUAUCUAUACACUAACGACACGC
This is a messenger RNA of Neohortaea acidophila, 1684 nucleotides long. RefSeq lists its product as uncharacterized. The record is from RefSeq and is a predicted model, not a curated record. The coding region runs from base 127 to 1566 and encodes 479 amino acids. The transcript has a single exon. Lineage: Eukaryota; Fungi; Ascomycota; Dothideomycetes; Mycosphaerellales; Teratosphaeriaceae.